CAUAAAGCUAUAAAUAGAUCUUCGCCACACAACUUUUUUGUUGCGAUUGGAGGGAAUGUGGACAGGACAUAGGCAAGAGCUUUCAUUUCUAUAAACCUCAGGAACACGCCAGUAAAGGUUUGCAAAGUGACUGCAUAAAACGAUAGGAAAGAAAAGCAGAACAAGAGAGACUAAUGAUUUUUUUACUCGUGGUCUGACUCAUUUUCUCCCGACGGCCCUUUGACCAAUCGGAAAUCACACGCUCCUCCGCGGCAAAAGAACCGCGAAACACUUCCACGAGAAAACAUUGUCAUGUGUUGUAAAAUGACUUCUAAGUUGUUUUGCUAAUUUCUUUGACAUCGCUUGUUUACUGUGAGUACUAAAUGUGUAGGACGGAAGAUGGAUGAAUCAUCUGAAGGUUGUAUCAAUCGGAUAACUUCCCAGCUAGGACCUGAAGCUGCAACUGUUAACUUUGCAAGUCCUCGGCCAACGCCACAAUUUUACCACGAUAAGGAAACGUUUUCCACCAAGAAAGCGAAAUUCGCGAAUCAAAAUGGCACGCCUCAUGAGUGUGCUCCACCGAGACCACCAGUUAAGAGUGCUCCACCAGUUAGUCGGAUAUUUGCACGUCGUCCGUUGACUGGUGCCAGAGCAGUGUCUUUUCGAGAAGAGGAAUCUAUGUUGAGCCCUCAUUAUAAUUCAAAGUCUAAAGUGCCAUAUUUUGAACAAGUCUUCGAUAUCCUUGGCAAGAUAGGAGAAGGUUCUUUCGGGGAGGUCUACAAGGUGCGAAGUAAAGAAGAUGGUCAAUUGUAUGCAGUCAAGAAAUCUCGGGAAAAAUUCAGGGGAGAAUCAGACAGGAAAAGAAAGCUGCAAGAGGUGGACAAGUUUGAAAAGCUGCCACCACAUGACAACCUAGUGCACUUUUAUGGUGCUUGGGAGGAGCAGAUGGUCCUGUUUAUGCAGAUUGAACUUUGUACAAUGAGCUUGGCAUACUUCACUCAGGUAAAUCAUGACGUACCUGAACAGGUCAUCUGGGGAUUUUUAGUUGAUCUGCUUAUGGGGGUUAAACACCUGCAUGACCACAGUCUUGUUCACAUGGACAUCAAACCUGAAAAUAUCUUUAUAUCAGACCAUGUCUGUAAACUGGGAGAUUUUGGCCUUGUGCUUGACCUUUCUAAGGAUGUUACUUCAGAAGCAGUCGAGGGAGAUCCCAAAUACUUAGCUCCUGAGAUAUUGAUGGGCAAGGUUGGAAGGCAUGUUGAUAUCUUCAGCUUGGGAAUAACCAUGCUGGAGCUUGCGUCGGACUUGGAUAUUCCAAAGGGUGGGGAAGGCUGGCACAUUUUACGACAGGGUGAACUUCCCUUGAAGUUUCUUGAAGCACGCUCACCCAAGCUGAAGUACAUUAUUGGUAAGAUGCUAGUUCCGGAUUACUCCACACGACCAACUGUAGACCAGCUUCUUGCUAUGUCAAGUCUCAAGAAGUAUACGAAGAAACGCCUACAUGAGUAUGUCUUGAGAAGUAUGAUGGCCAGUACUCCACCUCCACAGAACAAACUUGCACCAUACCAUUCUGAGUACGAUAGCUCAGACCUUAACAGCAGCCUUGGUGCCAUUGUUGGAAUUGACAGCAGCACUUCCGAUGAUGACUCGCACAGUGAUGUCAGUCUCUCUAACAAUUCCGUUGGAGUGCCCCUGGAGCAGUCUUCACCUGAUUCAGACUCCAUUCUCAUGCCACCUCCAACACCUCGACGUGCUUUCACGGCUCCACUACUUCGACACCGGCCAUAUGCCAUUUCACCCUUUAGUUCUUCGCCUGUGUCCACACGAAAAAAGCGGAGGCCUGAUUUCAGUUCAGUGGAUUGCGAGUCUACAUCACCCGUGAAAGAAGAUAGCAGUUUUGAGAGCGAGCGAUCCCUGACACCCCCUCCUGUGCCUCGCACACUCUUUCCCAUGGACGUCGAUGAGGAGAAGACAGGAAUAGAGCCCAAGAACUUGAUGCAGAUGUUUGACGCUGCCAGUGAUGAAGACUGAGUUUUUAAUUAUCUUCUGAAGAUGUUCAGAUCUGUGCCACAAUUCCCCAGCAAGGUGUUACCUGCACAGUGGAAACCUCUUAAGAACUAAGAUAUUUUGUCUUUCGUCUGAUUGGCAUUGCAAAGUCUGCAAUGUUGGAAACUUUACCUUAUACAUCUCAGUUGUAAGAGGUUGCGCUCACUGUUAAGCAGUUAAAUGAGGUGCAUGUGAAAUAGCUUGCUUGUUCGCUGCUUAGCUUUAAUGCUGCUACAGUGAGGGCUACAUUGUGAUUUAAAAGCUGUUACAACUGGUGUAACAUUGUGCCUUGGAGGCUGUGAACAUUUGACAUUUUAAAGCAGCUAUUGCAACCAAAAGCAUUGGACAAUUAAGGGGUGUGGUUAUCCUUAAACAGAUAAGUUUUCAAUCAGACAACAAACAAUCUGCUACUUCCUGCUCUGGAUUGCUGAUCAAAGCCAUGUAACCUUCAACUUCCUAUUAUUUCCUGCUAGCUUGGAAUAUGCAGAUUGAAGGGGUAGUGUGGAUGUUGGUUUGGACUGAUCUGCUCGUAACAACGCCUGCCUGUCAAGGUUGAUGCAACCUUGAUGUUUGCUUGGCUGCUGUGAACAAAAAUGAUAAUUGUGUUCCCUGAUGGUCUCUUGACUGGUCACAAGCAGCUGAUGUUGAAGGCUUUGCUUCCUUCAUCAGGGGUUAACAUGCCAGUCCAGUGCAUGUGGGUGCUGGUGAGUGAAGAGGUGAAAACAUGAUGUGCAUCUGCUGAAGAUAAUGUGAUUUUUUUCACCUUCACAUCACAAAGAUGAACAAAAUUUGGAAAGUGAGGUUGUCACUUCAUCUCUGAGAGAACAGUUGCUGGAAACUUGAGUUUGUCUGCCAGUGAAUGUGCUAAUUGAUUUUUUCACAGACUGUCCCCAUCCCCCACACUUUUUUAUUUCUCAUCAUCCCAAGAUGUUAUGUAUAUGGACAGUAAUUGCUACAAUAAAUGUAAUCUGUAUAUGAAAGAAUCUUCCUGAGGCUUGGUCCAGUAACUGUGAACUGCUGUUAGAAAUAUCCCACCAGGUGUGUUCAUUAACUACAGUAAAGUAAAGAAAAUGCCUUUCCAAGAUAUUAAAACUAACUGAUGGCUGAUCAAGAUCAUUUCAAACACCAGAAGUGUUCACAAACUUUUUAAAAAGGGAUAUGUGUGCAUGUGUAUGUAUAUAUGUAUAUUUUUAUACACUAAUCCAAUAUUUACAGAAUUGAGUUUUGUUUUAAUUUUAGCACCUGUGUGAUAGUAAAUGAUUAUUGUGUCACAUGGUCAGCUUGUUUUGCUUUUAUAAAAGAAGCUUCUGUUAACUGCCUUCGCAGAAUGGCUUCAUCAACUUUAUACUCUCGUCUGUCUUUCCUCUGUAGGCCUCAGUAAGCCCUCUUGCCGUGAUAUAGCCUUAGUUGCUGGCAGGGCGUAAAACACAACCAACAUUAGCAAGCCCUCAUGGUGGCAUUUCUUACUGGUUCAGAAGGAUCAUUUUUGUAUUAUCUGUACUGCAUAACUGUUGUUCAAAAGAAGCUGGUAUGAUGGUCAUGUGUCCAUGUAAGCUGUACUUCAGUAACUGCAGGCACUUAAUGCAUCGUGCUUGGCUACUGCUUAGCGACAACUUUUAACUAUCCAUGCAUUUUAGGGCAUUAUGUAAUAAUAAAUUAUCCGGGACUGCUUGUAACUAUAGGAAAGAGGAGGUCCCUGAUCCAUGUGGUGCUAUAAUAUCCAGUAAUCUUAAUGAAGGCUUCUUCUAAAAGCUUAUAGAUUUGUUUACAACCAUCUAUAUCUGUUAAAUUUGUGCUUGUGGCAGAAAAAUGCUUCAUGUGUAUGGAUAAGUAUUAAGAAUAUUGGGAUCUUGAGGUGCACAUAGCGAAAUUGACACUGCUGCUUAGGUGUGACUCAAAAUACCAAUAUGGCUACUAUAGCCGGGUCCUGUCUGUCAGGUUGCUGGUUAUAGAGUAAUAAUAACUUUACAGUUUCUUGCUUAUUCUUUCAGUUUAGGAGAGAGGGGUGGGCUACAUUUUAGAUUUAACCAGAAAUCCUCAAAGCACUUGCCAGAAAGUUUACUUUAAAAAUGGUCAGCUUGGUCACUAACAGUUGUAUUGCUCAUUUUACCAAGCUGCUCAGUUAAAUAACUUUCCAAGUUCACUAAUCAGCUGCAAGCAGCAUCAUACCUUGCCAGCUAACCAUUUUAGGCACUUUAUUUUCAAAUCACUUUCUUUGCUUCAAGUGAAAAACUAUAGAGUGCAUAUUUGGCGUUGUUCUUCUAUUAAAGCAAAAGCUUUCUUCUAGCGCUUGAUCCCGUUCCUUGGAACAUUUUUUUUUUUUUUUUUUUUUAACCAUCAUUUUCAUUUUUGUUGCUGACACCACCUACAAUAUGCAUAUCUUAAUAUAAACUAACCCUUUUAUUUCCCUCCAGUAUGUAGUGUUCAUCCUGCUCGCAGAAUUCCCUUCUGGCACAGAGUUUGUGAUCUUACUCUGAACAUGGUGCUGUCAGGUUGUAUGACCAGGUAUGGCUUGACAUCCAAGGUUCUAAAAAGCUGAUAAAUGCAUGUAACCUCCUUGAGACCAGUAAAAAAAAAAACUCUUGGCUUUGGUGGGCAUUAAUUUAUCUAGGAUGACAGGUCUAUAGCUUUUGACACUACCAUUUUCUUUGUUGCCAUAUUGUAAAAUAACUCAGUGUGAGGGGCUUAUUUCCUGGAUAACACCAUUUGUGUUCUCUUGCUGAUGUCUGCACAUAUUUCAUGCUGUGUUGUAAAGAUGCAUUAGGCAAGGCGAUGCAAGAUAAUCACUGUUUAGGGGGAAAAUGAUUGGAUGACAAAUAUUUUGAAGUGUGCGUGCAAUAACUUAGAAUAAGUGAUGUUGACAUGUAAUGGGAAGCUGGUAAACGUUUCUUAAAAAUGAAAAAAAUGAAAAAGAAACCUUGCACAUUAUGUAUACAUUAUUUUCUGGGAAUUUCUGAUUGGUUAUAAGAAGUGAGAUGGGUGAUGUUACUGUCUUUCACAUGCUGUUAUUUAGUCCUGUACAUGAAAAUCCAGGCAGUGUGUUGUGCUGUUGUAGACUAAAGUUGUCACUGGAUGAAGUUAUAUAAUGUCCCGUUUCUAGACUACAAAUUUCCACAAUAGUUUAAACAUUUUGGGUUUUUUUCUGUUGCUCACUUCUUGUGCCCUCUUUACCGUUGGUCAGGCUAGCAAUCACCUCAGUGAUGCAUUCAGGUCAGUAUAACAAGCAAAUGACUAUAACAUUGGAUGUUGCCGCCUGUUGAAAUAGGCUUAUUAUUUAUUACGUUAUGCACUUGUAUUUCUCCAGAGAAAAUGCAAAGCACUUGCGGAAUUAUGCAGAAUAGUACCGCAAGUGCAAAUCAUCUUCCAGAUCAGUAGUUCAAACAUUUCUUAAAACAAAAGCAAGAAUUACAGCAGCCACUGGUAAUGCAGGUCGCUGUAAAAGAUUUUUUUCUGUUCUCAUUUUUCAUCACUGGUGGAGGUGUGGAUUGAGGGCAUAAACAGAUGUUUGUAUUCCUGAAUAAAAUGAAUAUAAUGCUGUGUAAAAUAAAAGCAUUUUUACAAAUA
This is a messenger RNA of Pomacea canaliculata, 5589 nucleotides long. Its product is annotated as membrane-associated tyrosine- and threonine-specific cdc2-inhibitory kinase-like. The record is from RefSeq and is a predicted model, not a curated record. Gene Ontology annotation, biological process: protein phosphorylation. Gene Ontology annotation, molecular function: protein kinase activity; ATP binding. The transcript has 16 exons. NCBI's taxonomy places the organism in Eukaryota, Metazoa, Mollusca, Gastropoda, Architaenioglossa, Ampullariidae. The coding region runs from base 379 to 2010 and encodes 543 amino acids.